Molecule: messenger RNA, 1173 nt
Organism: Pyricularia pennisetigena
Lineage: Eukaryota; Fungi; Ascomycota; Sordariomycetes; Magnaporthales; Pyriculariaceae
Exons: 3
Coding region: 1-1173 (390 amino acids)
Molecular function (GO): hydrolase activity, hydrolyzing O-glycosyl compounds
Source: RefSeq, a predicted model, not a curated record
AUGAUGAGGCUUUCCAAUCUUUUGGCCGUCUUGCUUGCGGGCGCCGGGGCAUCGGCACUGACUUUGCCCCAGGCCCGCAGCUCUGGCCCGGCCGCCGAGUCGCAGCAGCCGCAGCCGCGAUCUGUCCCGGCUGGCUUCGCCACGACGAACGGCACCCGCUUCACGAUCGACGGGGAAACGCAGUACCUGGUCGGCACCAACGCGUACUGGCUUCCGUUCCUCACCAACAGUGCCGACGUGGACCUCGCCCUGGAUCAGAUCGCAGCGUCGGGCAUCAAGAUCCUGCGCAUCUGGGGCUUCAACGACGUGACGACCAUCCCGACGGACCCCAACACGGUCUGGUUCCAGUACCUCUCGGCCUCGGGGUCCAUCAUCAACGACGGCCCCAACGGCCUGCAGCGGCUCGACUACAUCGUCGCCGGCGCCGAGAAGCGCGGCCUCAAGCUCAUCGUCCCCUUUGUCAACAACUGGAAGGACUACGGCGGCGUGCCCGCGUACGAGGCCGUCUUCGGCAGAGGAUCCUCGACGUGGUUCAAGCACGAGCCGGCCCAGGCGCAGUACCAGGCCUACAUCAAGGCCGUCGUGUCCCGCUACGCCUCGUCGCCCGCCAUCUUUGCCUGGCAGCUGGCCAACGAGCCCCGGUGCUUCCUGUGCAGCACCGACGACAUCUUCAACUGGGCCACCAAGACGUCGGAGCUGGUCAAGUCGCUUGAUCCGAACCACCUCGUCUCUCUCGGCGACGAGGGCCAGGGGUUGACCGGGGACGUCUGGACGCCGUACUGGCUCGUCUGGGGCACCGACUUUUGGCGCAAUCUACAGAUCAAGACGAUUGACUUUGGGACUUUUCACAUGUAUCCCACGACAUGGAACGCCCCGUUGAGCUUUGCGUACAACUGGAUCAAGUCGCACGGAUCCAAGUGCGUCGACGCCGGAAAGCCCUGCUACAUGGAAGAAUAUGGAGUACCCUCUGACAAGGGGCAUUGUUCCGUCGAGAGCCAGUGGCAAAAAUGGGCGCUUGAGACCAAGGGCAUUGCCGGCGACGGGUUUUGGCAGCUCGGCACCCGGCUCAGCACCGGCCUAACGCAUGACGACAGCUUCACCAUCUACCACGAUACCGACGAGUGGACGUGCCUCGUCACUGAUCAUGUUGCUCGCGUGAAGAGUGCCGCUUAG